Aphanomyces invadans is the source of this 822-nucleotide messenger RNA. RefSeq lists its product as hypothetical. The record is from RefSeq and is a predicted model, not a curated record. Lineage: Eukaryota; Oomycota; Saprolegniomycetes; Saprolegniales; Verrucalvaceae. The transcript has 2 exons. The coding region runs from base 1 to 822 and encodes 273 amino acids.
AUGUUGGCGCUGGAGUCGGUCAACACUGGCGUGCUCGCCAUGGCUGGUUUCAUCGCUGUAUGUUUCGACGGCAAAACCAUCACGUUCAAGAUUCCCUACUGCAAGGCCGCGUCAUGGGUCGAACCGCACUCGUGCAACUCGCACUUGACCCAGUGGGAACAACACGUGACGUGCUGCAAGAGCUAUCACACCAUCAUCAAGGAGUACCAAGACGCGUGGGACAGCAAGUACGGCCGUCCCAACCGUGAACGCUACUUGGAGCAAGAAGUCGUCGAGCAAUACAAGGGGUACUCCGAGCCAAAGAACAUCCCCGACCGCCCGACGUGCGUCCCCGACAAGUACAACACUCAAGACGCGAUCUUCGAAAAGAUCCUCACGUCUAAGGCCAACACAGGAUACCAUUACAACGGCGAAUUGCUUCCGUUCCGGGCAGACCUUAGCUUCACCACGAACGACAUCCCAGCGGUCGACGCGGCGGUGUCGGCGCUCGAACUUUCGGAAAUCCCGUAUUGGAUCCACUGGGGCAAGCACUGCGCAAACGUGUUCACAGCGGCAAUCAAGGGCAAUAAGAUUCCAUUUGCAUCCAAGUGGUGCGACGACGUCAAGGUGUGGUUGAAGGACCAUGCUGGCAACGCCCGUGUGGCCGAUUUCGCCGCCAACAAGGACUACGCGCGUUGGCUCUCCUACAACAUCGUAGAAGCGGAUCGCAUCGACGACGACGAACCCGCGCUUAUCCAAAACGGAGACGACUUGCCUAUACCACGGGCAGAAAAAGUUCGCUUACUUCGACAAUUCAAUGGCAAUGUGGAAUUGUCGCGUUGA